AUGGAGGUUACUUCGGAAAACCAAAAUUCAUUGAUAUUGGAAGGAUUAUCGAACUGGAUGUCUUGGAAGUUUCAAAUUCGUGUCAUAUUAAAAGCACAAGGAAUAUUUGGAGUUGUAAACGGAUCCGAUUUAAAUGAUGGAAAAGAUAAAAAAUGGCAGACACGUGACGCAAAGGCACAAUCUAUAAUUGUAACAAGACUGAACAAUAAAAAUAUUUUACAAGUGUCAAACUGUGAGACUGCUCAACAAAUAUGGGAAAAAUUGUGUUCAAUAUAUGAAUCAAAAUCAGAGACGUCAUUACACAUAUUGCAACAAAAAUUUUUUGAAAGCCAAUAUAUUAAAAACGAGGAAAUAUCAUUAUAUAUAGCAAAGUUAGAAGAAUUGGCAAACAGAAUAAAUCAAGCAGGUGGAAAUAUACCCGAAUCUAUGCUCAUCACUAAAAUUAUUAGUUCUUUGCCAGAAAAUUUUAGACAUUUCAUUUCAGCUUGGGAUUCAGUUCCUAUGGCAGACAGAAAAUUAUCUGAAUUAAUAUCCAGACUGAUGCUAGAAGAGCAACGUAACAAUGAUUAUGAGGAGAAAAUGGCUUUAUCUACACAAUCAAGAAACAGUGAAAGAAAAUGUUUUAAAUGUCAACAAGUUGGACAUUAUAAAAAAGACUGUACGAAAAACAUGAACAAUUUUAACAGUGGUAAAAAUUAUAAACAGUGUAAAAUAUGUAAAAAGUUCAAUCAUAAAGAAAAAGACUGUUGGUUUAGAAAUAAAAAGAAUUCUUACCAAAAAGGUGACAAUGUAAAAGAGUUUGGUAAAUUUGUUGGUUAUGGAGAAACAAGCAAAGGAUAUAGAGUAUACUUACCAAAGAAAAAUGAUGUAGAAUUAAAAAGAGAAAUUGUAGUAAUUAAAAGUAAGUAUCAGACACAUAAUAAUAAAAAUAAAGAAAUAUAUGAAGAAAAAGAAGACUUACCAAUAUAUAACCCCGAAGAAGACGAACAGGAGGAUGGUAAUAUCAACUCAUUCUAUGAAGAAUGUUCAAUCCAAUCUGAAACAGAAGAAGAAAAUACAGAGUGUGAACUAUAUGAAAUACCAGAAACAGAUAAAAUAAAUUCACCUGAAACAGGAAAUAAUAUCUUACCUGAGGUAGAAGAUAACACUAAAGAUCAAAUACAAAAAAGGAAAAGACAACAACCGAAAUGGAUGAAAGAUUAUGACACAAGCCUUUUUUGUCUAGGCGAACAGCCAAUAUCUUAUGAAGACGCAAUGGCUAGUCCUGAAAAAACAAAAUGGGCUGAGGCCAUAGAAAAGGAAAUGAUACAACUGGAAGAAAAUGAAACCUGGGAAGAGGUGAAAAAUAUACCUAAAGAGGAAGAUGUAAUUAGUAGCAAAUGGGUUUUUAAAAUAAAAGAAAUAGAUGGCAACAAAUUAUACAAGGCCAGGCUAGUGGCAAGAGGUUUUGAACAGAAGAACUGCGACAACAAUACAUAUACACCCGUAGCAACUUUAACAACUUUCAGAACUAUGAUGGCAGUAGCAGUACAAAAGAGGUUACCUGUAUUCCAGAUGGAUGUUGUAGGAGCCUUCCAACAUGGUGAAAUUAAAGAAAAGUACAAUAUGUAUAAAUGUAAAACAGUGUCUACACCACUAGAACAAAAUUUUAAUUUUGAAGUGUUAAAGAGAGAUAAACCAGAAAGCAAAGAAAUUGAAAUAUACGGCAAGAGCUUGGAAUCCGAUCUAAAAGGUGACACAUCAGGUCACUUCAAGCGUCUCUGCGUGUCAUUAUGUAUGGCCAACCGAGAUGAAAACUCUGGUGUGGAUGAAGGAGCAGCCAAAGCUGAUGCUGAGGCUCUGGCAGCAGCUGGGGAAGGACAGUGGGGAACAGAUGAAUCUGUAUUCAAUUCCAUCCUUAUCACACGCUCGUACCAACAGUUGAGACAGAUCUUCGCUGAAUUUGAGGCGUUAACUGGUAAAGAUAUUGAAGAAUCAAUUAAGAAGGAAUUCUCUGGAAGCGUUGAAAAGGGCAUGCUUGCUAUUGUAAAAUGCGUUAAGAGCAAAGUCGGAUUCUUCGCGGAACGCCUGUACUACUCGAUGAAGGGUUUGGGAACUAAUGACAAGACUUUAAUCAGAAUCGUAGUCAGCCGCUCUGAGAUUGAUCUUGGAGAUAUUAAACAAGCAUUCUUGGAGAAAUACGGCAAACCUCUAGAAGACUGGAUUGCUGAUGAUACGAAAGGAGACUACAAACGGGUGUUACUCACUCUUGUUUCU
Messenger RNA from Brenthis ino (lesser marbled fritillary), 2256 nucleotides. The record is from the annotation of a GenBank genome assembly. Lineage: Eukaryota; Metazoa; Arthropoda; Insecta; Lepidoptera; Nymphalidae.